Molecule: messenger RNA, 537 nt
Organism: Hyposmocoma kahamanoa
Lineage: Eukaryota; Metazoa; Arthropoda; Insecta; Lepidoptera; Cosmopterigidae
Exons: 1
Coding region: 1-537 (178 amino acids)
Molecular function (GO): nucleic acid binding
Source: RefSeq, a predicted model, not a curated record
AUGGCUGAAAUAAAGCUGUGGCUUUCAGAGAAUUAUAUAACUUAUCAUCCAACUUUAAGAAAGCCGUCUCUAUUGGUCUUGGAAAGAAAAUACAAGCCUGACCCCGUGUAUUUUAUUGAUGAACUUCUAGCGGAUUAUGAUCACACAGUAGUGAGAUUGCCGCCUUACCAUUGCGACCUUAAUCCAAUAGAGUUGAUUUGGUCACUGGCAAAACGGAAGGUGGCACUACAAAAUGUUGGAGCAAAGGAUAUAAAACAGCUCACUGAAGAAGCGUUCAGUAGUAUAACCACUACUGAUUGGAAGCAAUGCUGUGAGCACGUAAAAAAAAUUGAAAGGGAGUACUAUGAACGAGGCACUACGUUGUAUGAAGAUAUUGAUCAACUCGUCUUACGUGUUGGUGAGGACAGCAGCUCUGAAUCAGAGUCAGAGUCUGAAGCCGAAGAUAUUGACAUGCAAGUAGGGGCAGCUACAUCGCAAGACUCUUACGAACCAAGUAUUGAGGGGAUUGAAUACUUGGAUUUCGACCUACUAGAAUAA